Messenger RNA from Anopheles stephensi (Asian malaria mosquito), 1544 nucleotides. RefSeq names its product growth arrest and DNA damage-inducible proteins-interacting protein 1 (gene CRIF). Bases 671 to 1504 code for a protein of 277 amino acids. The transcript has 2 exons. The record is from RefSeq and is a predicted model, not a curated record. Lineage: Eukaryota; Metazoa; Arthropoda; Insecta; Diptera; Culicidae. Gene Ontology annotation, cellular component: nucleus.
GGCACAGUGAAAUCGUGGGGUGGACCGAAGCCCGACGCGGCACCGUGGCACCAUCGCACCGUCGUCGCCAUACCUGUUGAACGUAAAUAUCGUGGUAGUUGGAUACUGCUACGUUCGCUGGGUACUGUCCACCAGCGCUGCCGCCACUGUUUGUGGACAUUGUUGCCGUUGCACCGUUUCGGACUGUGCACUGUCUUAGCGAUGGGCUCACGCUCGUUCGAGGUGGGCAAACGGUGCGGUUUGCGUACACUAUGCGUUGGGAACGAUAAUGUUGUUGGUGCGUUGUACUAUAUAUGGAACGAAAAACACACGAAUCGCUUCUCAGUCCGGUUUCUGGUUCGUUUGUUGUUUUUUUCUUCUUUUUUUUCAAACCCGAAAAUGAUGUCACUGUUUGACAGUUGUGCGAUAAUGACAAAAAAAUUAAGAAAUGCGAAAUUAAAAAAAUUGGACCGAAUAGAGGAUAAUAAAGCUAAAUAACGAUACGUUUUUAAGAAACAUUAUUUUUCAAUAAAUUAUGUACAAAAAUAACGAUUUUUAUAUGAUGAAAUGCCACUUGCAUGUCCGGUACGGAACCCACUAUUUGACGUCCGUACCAAAACAAUAACUUACACAACAUACAACGAGAAGCUGUUUUUCGUGCGGGAAAACCUAAAGAAACCACAUUUUUGUGAUGUUACCAGUAAAGCUGUUACUGCUCCGUACACUACCGUCCGCAGCCGUUGGUCAGUAUUUCAUGCUGGCCCGUUCGCUAACAUGCGGAGUGACACGAUUGAGCAAGAAAGCGGAACAGCUGGAAAACGAAGAGCCGGUAGCGGAAGAGCUGCCGGUAACAUUCGUCGACGAUGAUGCAGAAUCGGCGGAGGCACGUGAAGCACGGAUAGCGACAUUGAGGAACAAAUCACGGCUUCUACCACAGCACCGCAACAUGCUGCACGGUGUGCUUCCGUACGAACAGUCACAAUCCUGGAUUCACGAAACCGUCAAGUACAAACGCAUGAUGCUCGGCCGGUACGGCAUCGAUGGUAGCAGGGUGGAUCCACGUGUUUGCUUCCCAACUAAAAAGGAAGCGUACGAAAAGGCGGAGUACGAACGUGUUGCAUUUCCCUUCACACUGAAGCAAAUGAUGGAUGCGAAUGAAACGGCGCGCAAGGCACGCAAGGCCGAGAUAGAAGCACGCGAAGAGGAGGUGGCACGAAAGCUAGAAAAGCUUGACCAGUGGACGACGGAUUUGAAUGCACGCAUCGCCAAGAAGGAAGCGGAAGCACGCGCCGCAAAGGAACGCAAGGAUCGUCUAGUCGAGGAAGUGCGAAGACACUUUGGAUUCAAGGUAGAUCCGCGGGACGAGCGCUUCCAGGAAAUGUUAGCGCUAAAGGAGCGCGAAGAUCGUAAGAAGGUGAAGGAAGCGAAGCGAAAGGAGAAGGAAGAGAAAAUGAUGGAAAAGUUGCAGAAAAAGACGGCACAGCUUGAGGCGGACGUUGAGGUGUCGAGUGAGCAGACGAAAUAAUAAACUGAACAAUCACGCGCAUCUAUAGUGGGAAACGCAG